Molecule: messenger RNA, 9195 nt
Organism: Branchiostoma floridae (Florida lancelet)
Lineage: Eukaryota; Metazoa; Chordata; Leptocardii; Amphioxiformes; Branchiostomatidae
Product: dedicator of cytokinesis protein 1-like
Exons: 53
Coding region: 79-5775 (1898 amino acids)
Biological process (GO): cell migration; small GTPase-mediated signal transduction
Cellular component (GO): plasma membrane; cytoplasm
Molecular function (GO): guanyl-nucleotide exchange factor activity; small GTPase binding
Source: RefSeq, a predicted model, not a curated record
AUAUUCAACAUGGCGGAAGUGGAGUUUUGGGAAAGUUAGCAUCGUUGGUUGCCUCCAAAUCGUGAAGUACAUCGCAAGAUGACGCGCUGGGUGCCCACCACUACUAGGAAAUAUGCCGUAGCUAUCUACAAUUACCAUGGAAAUGGGGAGACCAAGCUAGACCUGACUGUUGGAGACACACUGCAUAUACUGGAGGAGAAUGAUGGUUGGUUCAGAGGCUUCAAGCUGCGGAACAAGUCAGUCAAGGGAAUCUUCCCCACCAGCUAUGUGCACAUCAAGCAGGCAAUGGUGGAGAAUGCAGGGAAGUACAAUGAAACUGUGGCACCAAAGGAGCCUAAGGUGGUGCAAGAAAUGACAACAGUGCUGAGAGAAUGGGGAGUGAUAUGGAAACAGCUAUAUGUGGAUAGGGGAAACGAUCCCUCCAGUGUGCCUAAAGCUGGAAAGAGACACAGCAUGGACCUGUUUGAUACAGUCAGGAAGAUGAUGUAUGAGAUGAUUGACUGGCGAAGACAGAUCAUGUCGGGAACUCUUCCUGUGGAUGAACUCAAGGAGCUGCAACAGCUGGUCACCUCCAAGAUAGACUUUGGAAACAGGUUACUGGGGUUAGACCUGGUGGUGAGGGAUGAACAGGGAGGGAUCCUGGACCCUGAGACUACAGGAACCAUCAGCCUGUACAGAGCUCAUGAGACAGCCACUGAAAGAAUACAGAGAGAGAAGUCUAUGCAGGGUGUGCAGAGGUCCUCCCAGACCCAGGCCACCUCCCACAACCUGUACGUGGUGGUGAAGAACUUUGUGUGCAGGGUGGGGGAGGAUGCUGAUGUCUUCAUGGCGCUGUAUGAUGCCAAGGAAAACAGGUUCAUCAGUGAGAACUAUGUGGUGAGCUGGAGCCCACAGGGCAUGCCCAAGGACAUUGAGAUGCUGAACAACCUCAGGGCAAUCUUCACAGACCUUGGACAAUAUGAUCUCAGAAGAGAAAAGAUCUGUCUGCUGUGUCAGAUCAUCAGAGUAGGACGCAUGGACCUGAAAGAGGCAGACAACAAGAAGUUCACAAAUGGCUUAAGAAGACCAUUUGGGGUUGCAGUGAUGGACAUUACAGAUGUAGUAAAUGGCAAGAUGGAGUCAGAUAUUGAGAAACAACACUUCAUACCAUUCCAACAAGUUUCUGGGGACAAUGACUUUCUGGAGGGAGUUAUCAAGAAGGUGGUGUCUGCCAGGGGAGAGCUGAAUCACAAGGGACAAGGGUUGUGGGUUUCUAUGAAGAUGCUGGAUGGGGACAUCAAACAGGUCAGGAAAGAGUAUCCACAUCUGGUAGAUGGGAGGACAGCUGUUGCUAGGAAGAUGGGCUUUCCAGAAGUUAUCAUGCCUGGCGAUGUCAGGAAUGACAUGUACGUGACGCUGGUGUCAGGGGAGUUUGACAGAGGGACCAAAGCUCGUAACAAGAACGUUGAAGUGACGAUGUGCGUGUGUAAGGACGAUGGUUCUGUUGUACAGAAUGUGAUAUUCACUGGUGCUGGGGUUCCCCCUGUGAGCGAGUACAAGUCAGUGAUCUACUACCAGCAGAAGCAGCCGCGGUGGAUGGAGACGAUAAAGGUGGCCAUCCCCAUUGAGGACUUCUACGGCUCCCACCUCAAGUUUGCCUUCCGGCACAGGUCCUCCAUGGAAGAGAAAGAUCGUAAGGAGAAGAUUUUUGCCAUAGCAUAUGUGCAGCUAAUGAUGCAGGAAGGGACCACACUCAGGGAUGGCAAGCAUGACCUGGCAGUCUACAAGUGUGAGAGAUAUAAGCCAGACGAGGCCAAGGUUUACGUGAGUCUGCCUGCCCUGGACAGACAAGGUGUGACCAACAACAACAGCAAGUCCACCCUGCAUGCUGGAAACCUGACCCUCAGUAAGGACAGCUUCCAGAUCCAGACACUGGGCUGCUCCACCAAACUCACACAGAACGUUGAUCUGUUGGGUCUGCUGAAGUGGCGAGCAAACCCAGGUAACCUGAAAAACAGUCUGCUGUCACUCAUGAAGGUGUGCGAGGUCAGCGGAGAGGAGGUCGUCAAGUUCCUUCAAGAUGUCUUGGAUGCCCUGUUCAACAUUCUUAUGGAGAACCAAGACUCCGACCUGUAUGACAACCUGGUCUUUGAUGCACUGAUCGGUGUGAUUGGUCUGAUUGCUGACCGUAAGUUCCACCAGUUCCACCCUGUACUGGACACAUACAUCAGGGAGCAUUUCAGUGCCACACUGGCUUACAAUAAACUGAUGGUAGUCUUGAAGUACUACAUUGACAAUGCCAAUGAGCGGGAUAACCAUGAGUCUCUACUGAAGGCCAUGAAGUCUCUACAGUACAUCUUCAAGUUCAUUGUAAGGUCCAGAGUGCUCUACUCACAGUUGUAUGAAGGGAAAGGUAAGCAGCAGUUUGAAGCAGCAGUCCGACACCUGUUUCAGUCUCUGAACGGCAUGAUGACGUACACAUCUGACUCUACAGUAGGGGUGCAGAGAGUAAUCAAGGGGGCAGCACUGAGAUACGUUCCCACAGUCAUCCCUGAUGUAAUCACAGUGUUUGAUCCGAAAGAGCUAAGUCUCCUUCUCUGGACCUUUUGCAGCCACCUGUUUCCUGACUACAAUAAGUUACUUAGGAGAAAAAGCAAUAAAAGCCUCCUGCUAAAGGAUUUCAUCAACAACAUUCCCCCUGACCGGCUGGUGAAGCAGAAGGUUCAGUGUAUGAACAACAUCGUCCACAGUGACCUGUUCAGAUUAUCAGAGUGCAGAGGUAUCCUCCUGCCCAUGAUGAUGGCACAGUUGAAGAAGUUGAUUGAGAGGAAGGAAGAAAUGCCAGACUGUGUGAAGAUGCUGAGUGACGUGUUAGACCGCCUCAACAGGAAAGAUGUGGGCCCUAUCCAUGGGGACAUGGAGAUAGUGAUGAAGGAGAUACUAAGGACAGUGAUACAGACAGUAAUCUUCAUGGACAGGGAUGCACCACUUAUUGGUUCAUUUGUGGCAUGUAUGACGGGCAUCUUGCGUCAAAUGAAUGAGUUCCACUACCAGGCCUACAUCGAUGCCUUCCCCAGCAGAAGUGACCUGCUGGACUUCCUGAUGGAGAUCUUCAUGGUGUUCCGUGACCUGGUCAGCAAGAAUGUGUACCCAAGGGACUGGGUGGUCAUGACCAUGCACCAAAACCAUGUUGUCCUGACGGCCAUCAAGUAUUUCACCCAGACGCUUCACAAAUCCUUCCUGGAUGAGAACAAUUUUGAGUACCAGUGUCAGGAUAGGGAAGGGGACUGCCAGCCGUUUCUCGAUAAGCACAUGAUCAUGCUGUGGAACAAUUUCUUCCACCUGGCAGUGUCCUUCUUAACCCAGGAGUCACUGCAACUGGAGAACUUCUCUCAUGCCAAGAGGAUGAAGAUCAUCAACAAGUACCAGGACAUGAGGAGGGUGAUAGGGUUUGAAAUCCUGUCCAUGUGGUUCAACCUCGGUCAGCAUAAGAUCAAGUUCAUCCCAGAAAUGGUUGGCCCAAUGCUGGAGAUGACUUUGAUCCCGGAGACAAAGCUAAGAGAGCACACCAUCCCCAUCUUCUUUGACAUGAUGCAGUGUGAGUUUGCAACCAGGGGAAACUUCAACCAGGUGGAGAAUGAGAUCAUCACCCAGCUGGAUCACCUGGUGGAAGGUGGGCGUGGUGACGAUCAGUACAAGGAGCUGUUCUACAGGAUUAUCUCAGACCACUGCCAGAAGCACCGGUACCUGCGCCAGCGGGGCCUGUAUUUUGUAGACCUGGUGAACCGACUGCUGGAGAGACUGCUGGACUACAGGACCAUCAUGAACGAUGAGAACAGGGAGAACAGGAUGAGCUGCACUGUCAACCUUCUUAACUUCUACAAGGAGAUCAACAGACAGGAGAUGUACAUCAGAUAUCUGUACAAGUUAUGUGAUCUCCACCUGGAGUGUGACAACUACACGGAGGCAGCCUACACUCUCCUGCUGCAUGCCACACUACUCAAGUGGACAGAUGAGCCCCUCAUCACAACUCAUGACAAGUACCCGGAGGCACAGACACACAGACAGCUCAAGGAGAUGCUCUACUACGACAUCAUUGAGUACUUUGACAAGGGCAAGAUGUGGGAGGAGGGCAUCAGACUGUGUAAGGAGCUGGCUUCCCAGUACGAGAACGAGACUUUCGACUUCCUUAACCUCAGCCUCAUUCUGCAAAAGCAGGCCAUGUUCUAUGACAACAUCAUGAAGACCAUGAGACCAGACCCCGAGUACUUCAGGGUGGGGUACUUUGGACAGGGCUAUCCCAGUUUCCUCAGGAACAAGGUGUUCAUCUACAGAGGGAAGGAGUAUGAGCGACUGGGUGACUUCACCUCUCGCCUGCUCAGCCAGUUCCCCCAUGCACAGCCCAUCAACAAGGUCACUGCUCCCGGCCCAGAAAUCCUGGAGUCACCCAGCCAACAUCUGCAGAUUUUUAAGGUGGACCCAAUCCUGGAGGAAAGGAGGGAGUUCAGAGGAAAGCCUGUAGCUGACCAGAUUCUCAACUUCUACAAGGUCAACGAGGUUCAGAAGUUCACCUUUUCCAGACCAAUCAGAAAGGGUGACCGGGACAGUGACAACGAAUUUGCGAACAUGUUUCUGGAGAGAACUAACUAUGUGACAGCCUACAAACUUCCUGGUAUCCUCAGAUGGUUUGAAGUCACCUCAACAAACACAUUUGAAGUGAGCCCACUGGAGAACGCGUGUGAGAUCAUGGAGAACUCCAACACAGAGCUGAGACAUCUUAUCGAACAGCAGCGGGCGGACCCCACACUCACAGUCAACACACUCAGCCUUAGACUCAACGGCAUCAUUGAUGCUGCAGUCAUGGGGGGCACAGCGAACUAUGAGAAGGCAUUCUUCACAGAAGAGUACAUGGCAAGCCACCCUGAAGACCAUGCAAGAAUUGAGAGACUGAAGGACCUGAUUGCCUGUCAGAUCCCUCUGCUGGAGGCGGGGCUGAAGGUCCAUGCACAGAAAGCACCCGACUCUCUCAGGAAACUACAGGAGAAGAUGGACUCACUCUUCGUUGAUAUGAAGACCCGUGUUGAGUCUGAGUAUGGGAAGAAGCCUCCGAUGGACGAGACAACACGAUCCAGACCAAUGUCGUUGGUGUGGAUCACGAGGAACAAGCCUGUGGACCGACCAGUCUCCACUAUCUCUACCUCAUCAACCUCCUCUGAUGGGCUGAUCAACUCAAAGGACAGGCCUUCUACCCCAGAGACAGGCCUAGGUCCUCCUCAGCUGCCUCAGAAGUCAGUGCGGCACUCCAGCCAGCAGCAGGGCAAGAGCUCUCCAGUCAAGACCUGGGUCAGUAAAACCCGAGAAGCUGCGGCUGUGGAUGGACCUGUGGUGGAACUGAAGGAGACGUUGAAGCCAGCCCGGCCUAUGAGACCUGUCAGUCAGCCACGGAUUUCUCUUACAAAGCAGAACGGUGUGCCGGGCCCAGCCACCCCUCCUCCAAAGGUGAAUCGGGAUGUGAACCGGUCUGCAAGUCCUGCUGCAAGUGUGUCUUCGACAAGUUCGUCGUCCAGUGAUGUGCCGCCCCCACUGCCAGAGAAGAAAGCUUAUGCUGACUAUGGAAACAUCGCAGAAGAUGAGGAUGAACAGGGGUUACCACCUCCCCUGAGGGUUUCAUCCCUCCCCAAGAGCAAGAGCAAGCCAGUGCCACCUCUCCCCAUUAAAGAGGGCGUAGAUCCUUCCCAAACUCCACCUCUCCCCAAGAAACCCUCCCGCCACCCAUCAGGACAGCAACAGCAGUAGACAAACAGGCCAGGCAGCCCAGUCUGACAAUGGGCAGGAUGUACAGUGGUGCUAUCAGUAAAGACAGGCGACAUUGAGGACUAAGUCUUCCAGACUCACUUUGUCUCGGUGUAUAGGCAGAAACACUCUUCCAAAACUUGAACCAAUUUUUAUUGACAGUAUUGGAAAGGGUACAUGUAGUAUUUCAUACAUAGCUUGAGCAAUAGCUUUCACAGUUAGCUACAUGUACACAUAGACUUAUGAUAAUCAUAUUUACAGAUGACCCCAUCCUAAAGGCACCACAGCUGUGGUGGUCCUCUCAGAAUGGUAACAUCCAUGACAGGUUGUACAUACUAAACAGUUGUUGUGUAUAUUGUAUUGUGUACUGUAACUCUGCCCACAUGCAGAAGGACAGUUUGGUGUAUUGAUGAACAGAUUUUACAGUACUGUAGCAUUGUUUGUAAUGUUGAAUAUGUUGAACACUUACAAAAUGUAAGACGUUGCUUACCAUCCACAAGCAGAAAUGACUUUUUAUGUAGUGUCUUGUGAGGGAAGAAAUCAUGUGGUAUCUGAAUCAUGUAACAGUGCAGCUGUAGCAGAGAACUGGUUCUCCCAAAAUGUAAACAAUAUGGGGAAAAAACCUUCCUGUGAAAGAGUUUGUAAGAAUUGUGUGAAAAGAAUUCUGUGUUUAGUAAAGAACUUCAAAUGGUGAUAGCCAAAUCUAUAGGAAUCUCCUGAUAAUGUUAAAGUGUUGAAAUACACACAGUCUAAUUAUAACAAAUAGGCCAUAUCCAAAUGAUAAUGAAGUUGUUUAGAUUGAUACUGUCCCUUUGACACUUAGAAAGACUAUUUUGCAAAUAGAGAAAUCAUCUGACUGUGACAGAGCAUUUUAACCCACAACUUUGUGCCAUAAUUAGUUAUCAUGUGGGCACAGAGGAUCUACAUGUACAUGAAAGUAUUAGACGGACUUUUUAACUUCUCCUCUGCUGAAAAAAAACGAAAAUUUAGUGAAUGAACUGGCACACAGCAGGGAAGGCUGAAACAUGAUACUAGUAUUUACUGUCUCCUAGAUCCUCCUUUUUUGGCAUGACGUGUGCCAAACUCAAACUUGAGGGUUGCCAUGUUCAUGUUUGCCAUCCAAUUUGACCACUAUAUUGUAAGUUACAAAUUGGAACAUCUGAAAUAAGAAACUGGACAGUGGUUGUGUACAUGUGGGCAGAAUUUAGAACAGUUGGGAGUUGGGACUAUUGUUGUCAUUCCCAACAUUGGAUCAGGAGUUGAAGAAAGGAAAAUCAUGUAUAUGUGUAAAUAUGUUUGUUUCAAAACAGAGGUUUUCCCUUAAAACUCACAGUUUUGAAAUUCUAACAGUAGUAAAUAAAAAUUAGAUAAAAUACAUGUUUGAGCAGAACUCUAUAAUCUACUGAUAUGAUAAUUGUUACCAAGAAAGAUUUUAACGAAGAAGUUCCCUAACAUGUAUCUAAAAUUAUAGUGUUAACAUCUUCAUGCUUCAAAAAAUUGCCAAAUUUCCCUUAUGAUAUUACAGCAUUUGAUGAGAAUAAUGUCUUCAAAAAUUACACAACCCCUCAGCAAAGUCCUUCCCCAAACAUUUGUCAAUUGAAACAAGAUUGGCAAUUACAAUGUAAUAAGAAACUUAAAGCAUUAGUUUCAAAGAUGUAAACGUGUGCCAUGAAAUCUACAUGUAAAUGAGGUAGAUAGUCGUGGUAAUUUGUGCAGAUAACAACAUAGUUGAUAUGUCUAUGGAGUAGUCUAUGGGUAAGUGUACUAAGGAGGUACUAAUCUAUGUAGUAUUUUUGCAAUGUAGUGCUCUAAGAUAGUAAGAAUACAAUGUCUGUCAAUACUUUGAUUGCUAUGAUCUCAGCUCCAAAAGGGUUUUCUUUGUUCCCAUUUGAGAACGGUUGGCAACACAGUUUCCAUUUGUCUUUCAUAGAUAUUCUUGCUAUUGCACAGUUUGUAUCAACAUCUGUGGCCGGCAUUAAUCUAAUUCAAGAAGCAUGUUUCAUUUAUGAAAACAUUUAUGAAAACCAAUAGGAACUGAGAACAUUUUUUGUGUAAAUACAAUGGCAGGGAGCACUGUUACAUAGUGUUUCAGAUAGGUGUACAAUAUAGGCGUCAGAAGGUGGAUGUGAUAGAUUGUGUUCAGUCUUUUGACUAAUACAGUACUAGAUUUACCUGAUUUAGUCAAUUGAGGUCCCCAUUUCAUUAUGGAUCUCCAAUACUUGUCACACUUCCCUAUUCUCCCAAAUCCCAGUGAUAUAUUGACAAUAUUUUCUUCCUCUUUCACUUCCCUUUCCAAUUUAAUUGUAUCAGCUUAUUGAGGUCUCUCAAAUAUUUACUGUCCUUCCCUCUGUCAUCUUGAGCAUUAGAGUGACACAAACAGUAAUGUCUUGUUACCAUGCUUCAGCCCAGUUUGAUGGUAUGUUGGUAUUUCCAGAAUGCUGUGUUAAAGUCAGAGGCAUGAUGUAGAAUUUGACAGCUUUUCUAAUUUUAUAUUUCUCCACCAAUAGAUAAAUCAUAGACAUGUUAGGUAUGGAUAAUUUGUGCACAACCUCUCGUUAGUAUUGGAUGAAGGAUAAGUUGAAAAAGGUCCAUUGAUUUGACAAUUUUAUAUGUUUUGUUUUCUUUUAAUGAUUUUAAAAAAUGUACAUAAGAAUGCUGAUACUGGCUAAAUGCAAUAACAGAUCGAUUUUAUUUAUUGUUGUAUACAAAUAUGGUAAAAAAUGACUGCAGUAAGACCUUUCUAUGUCUCUGUCUUGAACACCCUGAUUGAAAUUUCUACUUUUCUGAAGACACAUGUUUUAAGAUGAAGAUUUGAAUCACAUUAGAUAGAACGUGUAGUACUCUUAACAAUUUUGUCUGGAAACUAACAUGGGUCUCAGAGUUGUUAGUACUGGAACAAUCUUUAACCAAAAGAGGGGACUCAAUGUUAUUGAUAGAUUCAGAAAAAACAAUAAAUGUUAGCCUAAGAUGUCAAGUACAUGAUGGCAGUGUUCCUGAAGGGUGUGUACUGUAUACUAUAGAUACUUGUCUUUAUGUUUCAGACAUGACUGUAUUUAUGUAAUGUCUUCUGUGUGAGGUGCUUUGUGCUUUUAACUGGAUUCAGAAUCAAUGAUGGUAAAGUAGCUUUGUUCCUAGUUAAUCAUCUAGCUAUACUAACAAGCGUCAUGGUGUUCUUGUGAUAGUGCAGGGCCUUUUGUUGAAGUUUCUUUGGACUCGUUUUUAUAUCUUCUUUUACUCCAGAGCAUUGGCAUUUUUGUUUGCAUGACAUAUUUUUAUGGGUAAAAUCCUACUUUUAAGGACUGUGGGCAGGAUCCUUUCAUUGUAUGCUUUGUAAUAUAGCUGUAUAAGAUGUAAGAAUGAUUAACUCCUCUUGGAACAUUUCAGUUAUUAUGAAAAGCAAUAAAACGGAUCAUGUAUUGUCAA